This is a messenger RNA of Trametes versicolor FP-101664 SS1, 1032 nucleotides long. RefSeq names its product GroES-like protein. Gene Ontology annotation, molecular function: oxidoreductase activity. Lineage: Eukaryota; Fungi; Basidiomycota; Agaricomycetes; Polyporales; Polyporaceae. The record is from RefSeq and is a predicted model, not a curated record. The transcript is spliced from 6 exons. The coding region runs from base 1 to 1032 and encodes 343 amino acids.
AUGUCGAUCCCUCAGAAGACCCGCGAGUACCGCCUCCCCAAGGCCGAUGGUUUCGAUAGCCUCACCCUGACCGAGUCGCCGAUCCCGAAGCUCAAGGCUACAGAGGUGCUCGUGAAGGUGCACGCCGUCUCGCUCAACUUCCGCGACCUCGUGAUCGCCCAGGGCAAGUACAUCGCCGGGCAAAAGGAGAACGUCGUCCCUGGUUCGGACCUCGCAGGCGAGAUCGUCGCGCUCGGUACCGAAGUCACGGGCUGGAGCACGGGCGACCGCGUCAGCUCGAACUUCGCGACCGGCCACGUCUUCGGAGACGUCACGGAGGAGGCCAAAGCGACAGCGCUCGGCGCGCCCAUCGACGGCGUCUUGAGCGAGUACAAGGUACUUCCUGCGCACGCGCUCGUUCGUAUCCCCGAGCAUCUCAGCUAUGAGGAGGCGUCCACUCUUCCGUGCGCAGGGGUCACGGCUUACAACGCGCUCCUCGCCGGGCCAAACCCUCUCAAGGGUGGCGACGUCGUGCUCGUCCAGGGCACCGGCGGCGUGUCUAUCUUUGGAUUGCAGUUCGCAGUCGCGUCGGGCGCGACCGUGAUCGCGACGUCUUCGUCCGACGAGAAGCUGAAGCUCGCGAAGUCGCUCGGCGCAACGUACACGAUCAACUACAAGACAACGCCCAACUGGGCCGAUGAGACGAGCGGCCGGGGCGUUGACCACAUCCUUGAGAUCGGCGGAGCGGGCACGAUCAUGCAGUCCGUGACCGCCAUCCGCAAUGGCGGAACGGUCAGCAUCAUCGGUUUUGUAGCCGGGCAAGGAGAUGUGAGCAUGCUUCCGUUGCUCGUCCUCGGCAAAGCCGCUAUUGUGCGCGGUAUCCUGGUCGGCUCGCGCGAGCAGUUCGAGAAGAUGAACAGGCUCAUCUCCGCCAAUCAUCUCAAGCCGAUCGUCGACAAGGUGUUCGCGUUUGAGGACCUGCGCAUGGCGUACGAGUACCAGGGGAGUCAGCAGCACGUUGGCAAGGUCGUCAUCAAGGUCUCGAAGGAGUGA